Antrostomus carolinensis (chuck-will's-widow) is the source of this 887-nucleotide messenger RNA. It is a transcript of the gene SMAD4, whose product is annotated as SMAD family member 4. The transcript is spliced from 7 exons. Gene Ontology annotation, biological process: cell differentiation; BMP signaling pathway; SMAD protein signal transduction. Gene Ontology annotation, molecular function: RNA polymerase II cis-regulatory region sequence-specific DNA binding; I-SMAD binding; DNA-binding transcription factor activity, RNA polymerase II-specific. The annotation marks the transcript as partial. Lineage: Eukaryota; Metazoa; Chordata; Aves; Caprimulgiformes; Caprimulgidae. The record is from RefSeq and is a predicted model, not a curated record. Gene Ontology annotation, cellular component: heteromeric SMAD protein complex.
GUGGCUGGUCGCAAAGGAUUCCCUCAUGUGAUUUACGCUCGUCUUUGGAGGUGGCCUGAUCUUCAUAAAAAUGAACUCAAGCACGUUAAAUAUUGUCAGUAUGCUUUUGACUUAAAAUGUGACAGUGUCUGUGUAAAUCCUUACCAUUACGAGCGUGUAGUAUCGCCUGGCAUCGAUCUCUCAGGACUGACACUACAGAGUUCUGCUCCAUCAAGCAUGUUGGUGAAAGAUGAAUACGUUCAUGACUACGAAGGACAGCCGUCAUUACCUUCUGCUGAAGGUCAUUCAGUCCAAACCAUCCAGCAUCCACCAAGUAACAGGGCAUCUACAGAGCCUUAUAGCACCCCAGCCAUGUUAGCUCCUACUGAGGCUAGCACUACCAGCACCACUAAUUUUCCCAACAUUCCUGUGGCUUCAACAAGUCAACCUACCAGUAUAUUGACAGGUAGCCAUAGUGAUGGACUCUUACAGAUUGCUUCAGGGCCUCAGCCAGGAACUCAGCAGAAUGGGUUUACAGCUCAGCCAGCUACUUACCAUCACAACAGUACUACAACUUGGACUGGAAGUCGGACGGCGGCCUACACACCUACCAUACCUCACCAUCAGAAUGGCCAUCUUCAACAUCAUCCACCUAUGCAUCCUGGACAUUACUGGCCAGUUCACAAUGAACUUGCAUUCCAGCCUCCUAUAUCAAAUCAUCCUGCUCCAGAAUAUUGGUGUUCAAUCGCAUAUUUUGAAAUGGACGUGCAAGUUGGGGAAACAUUUAAAGUCCCUUCAAGCUGUCCCAUUGUUACUGUUGAUGGAUACGUGGAUCCUUCCGGAGGAGACCGUUUUUGUUUGGGUCAGCUUUCCAACGUUCAUCGGACAGAAGCCAUCGAGAGAGCAAG